Messenger RNA from Ipomoea nil (Japanese morning glory), 1389 nucleotides. RefSeq names its product malate dehydrogenase, cytoplasmic-like. The coding region runs from base 86 to 1180 and encodes 364 amino acids. Gene Ontology annotation, biological process: oxaloacetate metabolic process; malate metabolic process; tricarboxylic acid cycle. Lineage: Eukaryota; Viridiplantae; Streptophyta; Magnoliopsida; Solanales; Convolvulaceae. Gene Ontology annotation, molecular function: L-malate dehydrogenase (NAD+) activity. The transcript is spliced from 8 exons. The record is from RefSeq and is a predicted model, not a curated record.
UUAAACUGUAGAGAUUUCUUUCUUACAUUUCUGCCGGCAUUUCAGCGUUUGUUGUUUUUUUUUCUUGGUUUUGGGUGGGAAUUGAAUGGAAUAUUUUGAGCCAAUUGAGAAGCCACUGGUUUUGCUGGGCUGUGCAUAUUUGUCAUGGAAGAUCAUCAGACAUAUUUGGGGUGUCUUGAAAACGUUUGAGAAAGAACCUGUCACUGUUCUUGUUACUGGUGCUGCAGGUCAAAUUGGGUAUGCUCUUGUGCCAAUGAUUGCCAGAGGAGCCAUGCUAGGGGAUGAUCAGCCUGUGAUUAUACACAUGCUUGAUGUGAACUCUGAGUCCUUGAAUGCAGUCAAAAUGGAGCUGAUUGAUUCAGCUUUCCCCCUUCUCAGAGGCGUGGUGGCAACCACAGACGUCUCCGAGGCCUGCCAAGGCGUUAGCAUCGCGAUCAUGGCGGGUGGGAUCCCGAGAAGAGAAGGUAUGGAAAGGAAAGAUGUCAUGUCCAAAAAUGUCUCCAUUUACAAGUCCCAAGCCUCAGCCUUGCAACAACAUGCUGCUCCUGAUUGUAAGGUUUUGGUUGUGGCGAAUCCAGCAAACACAAAUGCACUGAUUCUGAGAGAAUUUGCCCCUGCAAUUUCUGAGAAAAACAUCACCUGUCUAACAAGGCUAGACCACAACAGAGCCUUAGCCCAGAUUUCAGAGAAGCUGGACAUCCAUGUAAGUGAGGUAAAGAAUGUGAUCAUAUGGGGGAACCAUUCUUCAACUCAGUACCCUGAUGCGAGCCACGCAACUGCAAAAACUGACCGUGGGGAGAAACGCGUUACAGAGCUUUUUGCAGAUGAUAAUAAUAAAUGGCUGCAGUCGGAGUUCAUUGCCAUGGUGCAGCAGCGAGGCGCUGAGAUCAUCAAAGCGCGAAAGCAAUCCAGUGCAUUGUCUGCUGCAAGCGCGGUUUGUGAUCACAUACGCGAUUGGGUUCUUGGAACUCCAAAGGGAACAUGGGUUUCAAUGGGAGUAUAUUCUGAUGGUUCUUAUGGGAUCCCACCUGGUUUAAUGUACUCCUUCCCUGUUACUUGCAAGAAUGGAGAAUGGUCAAUUGUGGAGGGUCUCAAGAUCGAUGGGUUUUCGAGGGAAAAGAUGGAUGCAAGUGCUAGAGAGUUGAUUGAGGAGAAAGUAUUGGCCAAUUCUUGCCUAUAGUGAUGAUAAUGGGAUUGUGUAAACACAAAAUACACAAUUGUACUUUGUUAUAAUUAAGAAAUAUGUUGAUCAAGAUUAUUUACGAGAAUAAGAAUUUGGCAAUGUGACUAUGUUCACGGGGGAAAGCAGGUGUCCGGGUUGCAAACAUAAAAUCUAUAUGCAACUCUAAACAUGUACAUGUACAAAAUUAUCUCAGUACAUAUGAGACA